Messenger RNA from Neohortaea acidophila, 1368 nucleotides. RefSeq lists its product as uncharacterized. The transcript is spliced from 3 exons. Bases 169 to 1056 code for a protein of 295 amino acids. NCBI's taxonomy places the organism in Eukaryota, Fungi, Ascomycota, Dothideomycetes, Mycosphaerellales, Teratosphaeriaceae. Gene Ontology annotation, cellular component: nucleus. The record is from RefSeq and is a predicted model, not a curated record.
CUUGGUCACGUGUGGGUAGCCAGGUCACGUGUGAAUCGUUGAUUGACUUCACGCAAGCUCACUCCUUGGCACCUAUUGUUCUGGCUUGUUCAUACACUUGUACUUGCAAACAUCCCACUUACAGCUUACCUGACAAAGUAACCAUGCUUGCUCCCCAUACACCGAACCAUGGCUCGACGAGAUUUCAAGGCGAUGACACGAAGUUUGAAACGAUGUGAGAGAUACCUUGGCUAUCGCAGGCCAAACGAGGCUGGAGAGAUUCGAACAGACCCGCAGCACCCUCCCUCAUCACUCCCCGAACACCCAGUAAUCUUCGUGAGCGUGGAUUUCGAAGCCGACGAAACAAACCAGCGCAUAACAGAGAUGGGCAUCACGUCUCUCGACACCGAGCUCCUGCUAGGCGUCGAGCCGGGCGUCGAUGGAAUAGGGUGGAUGAAUCUUGCCUACAGCCACCACUACCUCAUCGCCGGCACAGACAACAUGCUCGGCGACUACACCAAGCGAGGCAAAUUCAGCAAGUCCAACCCUGGUGGAUUCAUCAAAGGCAAGACACAAGAGCGCACGCUUGAUGAAAUGCGCAAGAUCGUCCGCGAGCAUUUUGAAGGACCCUUCUCCAGCAAUGGUGUCCGCACUGCGGUCAGGAACCGCAGGGAGCUGGUUUUGGUUGCCCAUGGCCGUACAAACGAGUUCAAGUACUUCGAACAACUCGACUUCGACCCUCGCAAACAUCCCAAAGUCAUCGACAUCAUCGACACCCAGGACCUCGAAGAAGCCUUGCGCCGCGAUCCAACCCGAGGUACGGCCCAUAGUCAGCCUCGUCGACUUGAACGAAUCAUAGAAGAGACGCUUGGUGGGGAGCAAAGGGGCAAACACAACGGCGGGAUGGAUGCGUUUUAUACGAUGCAAGCUCUCCUUGGUCUCACGUUCCGGAGCAUCCAGGGAAGGGUCGCUGGGUCAGAGGACGAGGAAUGGGGAACGAAUGAUGAUGGAGGCCAGGGUGUUGUUCCCCGAAAGAGCACACACGAGUACAUGGACUACUACGCCAAACUUCAGUAGUCGGCGUUGCACGAAUUGAUAGUACCCGGCCGACGAGGUGUUUGGGGAUCUGCGCAAUGCUAGUUUAUCAGCUUGAAUAAGCUAGAGCUCUCUUAAUUGCAGUCACGCGUGGUUCAGGCACUGCUCACAUGUAGAAUUCCUAGUAGUCUCGCAGAGUUGGAGCAUCUGCAUUCUCGUAUGGAGCCGGUCCAUCUUCGCACCAGCAGCAACAGCAACAGCAUCGUACUCCAAUCUCCACCUGCACAGUGCUGGACAACUCAAUGCUUCGGGGGGGACGGAGCUGGCCGCGGGGGUGGCAAAACUGAUGUAGGA